AUGUUGGAGCUGAGGCUCGUGCAGGGGAGCCUGCUGAAGAAGGUUCUGGAAGCGAUUAAGGAUCUGGUGAACGAUGCCAAUUUCGACUGCUCUGCCACCGGAUUCUCCCUCCAGGCCAUGGACUCCAGCCACGUGGCGCUGGUGGCGCUGCUGCUCAGAUCUGAGGGCUUCGAGCACUACAGGUGCGACCGCAACCUGUCCAUGGGUAUGAACCUCGGCAACAUGGCCAAGAUGCUCAAGUGUGCCGGAAAUGAUGACAUCAUCACCAUCAAGGCGGAUGAUGGCAGCGACACGGUCACCUUCAUGUUCGAGAGCCCAACUCAAGAUAAGAUUGCAGAUUUUGAAAUGAAGCUCAUGGAUAUUGACAGCGAGCAUCUUGGAAUCCCCGAAGCUGAGUAUCACGCCAUAGUUAGGAUGCCAUCUGCUGAAUUUGCAAGAAUCUGUAAAGAUUUGAGCAGCAUUGGUGACACGGUUGUGAUCUCUGUAACCAAGGAAGGUGUAAAAUUCUCAACAAGAGGUGAUAUUGGAACAGCUAACGUUGUUUGCAGACAAAAUACCACAGUAGACAAGCCUGAGGAAGCUACGGUUAUAGAGAUGAACGAGCCUGUGUCUCUGACCUUUGCUCUAAGGUACUUAAACUCCUUCACAAAGGCAACUCCUUUGUCGAACACGGUUACAAUUAGCUUGUCCUCCGAGCUUCCAGUUGUGGUUGAGUAUAAGAUAGCAGAAAUGGGCUAUAUAAGGUUCUACUUGGCACCCAAGAUCGAGGAAGAUGAUGAAGAAACAAAGGGAUGA
Molecule: messenger RNA, 795 nt
Organism: Striga hermonthica
Lineage: Eukaryota; Viridiplantae; Streptophyta; Magnoliopsida; Lamiales; Orobanchaceae
Source: the annotation of a GenBank genome assembly